UCUCCUCUCUGCUCUUUGUCUCGUCCUGAGUCGGUCGGACCGGCGGACGUGAGCUGACGCUGUGUUUCACCUGCUGCACAUCGUAGACCGGUGGGUGUGAGUGUUUCAUAUCCCUCGUUCCUGCUGUUGAGCUCUCUGUGGGUGUGUGUGGGAUGUUGUGUCAGGGCUAAAGCCCAUCCCUCUCCCAUGAGCCCGUGUGCCCACACACACACCUGGCGCCUCCACGCACACACCCGGCGCCCACACACGCACAGCCGGCACUGACGCUGUGAACUGGACCCUCGGAGCCCAGCGGAUCCCAGCGGAGCCAAGCGGAGCGGUGUCUAGGAGCCUGAGGAUGUCAACAGAGACAGAGCUACAGCCAGCGGUCAGGCCCAGCAGCGUCAGACGGGACUCCAAGAGGAAAGGGCAGGAUCGCAGCGAGGCAGCUCUCAUCAGGCGUUUUAAGGGCGAUGGCGUCCGCUACAAGGCCAAGCUCAUCGGCCUGGACGAGGUCACCGCCGCCCGGGGAGACAAACUCUGCCAGGACUCGAUGAUGAAGCUCAAGGGUAUAGCUGCAGCAGCACGGUCUAAAGGAGAACACAAACAGAAGGUGUUUCUGACUGUCUCCUUUGGAGGGAUCAAGAUCUUUGAUGAGAAGUCAGGGGUCCUCCAGCAUCACCAUGCGGUCCACGAGAUCUCCUACAUCGCCAAGGACAUCACGGACCACCGCGCCUUCGGCUACGUCUGCGGGAAGGAGGGGAACCACCGCUUUGUGGCUAUCAAGACGGCACAGUCGGCGGAGCCUGUGAUUCUGGACCUGCGGGACCUGUUCCAGCUCAUCUAUGAGAUCAAGCAGAGGGAGGAGAUGGAGAAGAAGGCCCAGAAAGACAAGCAGUGUGAGCAGGCUGUCUACCAGACAAUACUGGAGGAGGAUCUGGAGGACCCGGUCUACCAGUACAUUGUGUUUGAGGCGGGACACGAGCCCAUCCGCGACCAAUCAGAAGAGAGCAUUUAUCAGGUUCCCACCAGUCAGCAGAAGGAAGGGGUCUAUGACGUCCCAAAGCGACACCCAAACGGACAUCAAAACACCCCCCACCACCAUCAUCAGCAUCAGCAUCAUCAUUAUCAUGAUCAGCCUCUUCAACACCAGCAGCAGCAGCAGCAGCAGGAGCAGCAGGCUGCAGCAGAUCUGAUAGACUUAGACCUGGGAAUGGUGACUCAGAAUAUCAACCAGUUAGAGAUUUUUGGAGACAUGUCCACACCCCCUGACAUCACCUCCCCAUCGACUCCCGCCUCUCCAGCCAACACCCUCGACCCCUCGCAGGGCCUGCAGCCUCCCACAGAACUGUUUGCUCCCUUCAAUCCUGCGUCUGUGCCCUCAGGUUAUGUGACAAUGGGGGCGGUCCCCCCCGGCCACUGGUCCCAGCAGGCGUUUGCUGCCCAGACGCCGCUGGCCUUCGGGGUCCAGUCUCCAUUAGGCCCGGUGGCCCAGGUGCUGCCUGGCGGCCAGCCUCUCAUCUGGGGCCAGGCCAACAUCUUCCCUGCCACCCAGCAGCAGUGGGCGGCCAUGGCGGCCGGAGCCUUCCCCCCCACAGCCUACCUCCCUGCCCAGCCGGUGGGCACCCUGCCUGCUGCCAUGUUCCAGACUCUCACUCCCGUCACGACUGUGACUCCGGCCGGCGAGAGCCAUUCAGGUGCUGGAGCCGGCGCUUCAGCUCCCUCCCCCUCGGCGUCGUCGAGUCCGCAGCACGGGGAGAGGGGGAAGAAGAUUGGCAAGGAGCUGUUCAAGGAUUUUCAGCUGGCGAAGCCUCCGGCCAUGCCGUCAAAGAAGGCUGACCAGCCCAGCUUAGCAGGAACCUCAGAGGCAUUCAGCACUUACUUCAGCCGUGUGGGCACCGCCCAGGACACGGACGACUGUGACGACUUUGACAUUUCUCAAAUGAACCUGACACCGGUCACCUCCACGACACCGUCCACCAACUCACCACCCACCCCGGCUCCCAGGCAGAGCUCCCCCUCCAAGUCCUCAGCCUCCCACGUCAGUGACCCCCCCACCGACGCCACAGACCCGCCCACGGACGACUCGUUCGGGGAAGCGGAGGGCAGCCCCAGUCGCAGCGGAGAGGAGGACGCUACGGACCGGUUCAGAGGCCAGAGGACCGGACCUCCCGAGGGACCGGGCCCUGAGCGGGAAGUGUUGCGAAGUCAACAGAUUCUGUGA
Messenger RNA from Seriola dumerili (greater amberjack), 2203 nucleotides. It is a transcript of the gene dab1a, whose product is annotated as DAB1, reelin adaptor protein. The record is from RefSeq and is a predicted model, not a curated record. Bases 338 to 2203 code for a protein of 621 amino acids. The transcript is spliced from 16 exons. Gene Ontology annotation, biological process: ventral spinal cord development; lateral motor column neuron migration. NCBI's taxonomy places the organism in Eukaryota, Metazoa, Chordata, Actinopteri, Carangiformes, Carangidae.